AUGCCCUUCUCAUCAUCCACCACGACGGCCCGGAUGGACCUCCCUCCCUCCCUCCUCAUUAUACUUCUCGCCACCGCCCUCGCCAGCGGCCUAGGCGGAUAUUACAUCGGCGCUUCCUCCAACAGGAUACGGGAUCUCCCAGCUGAGUCGUCCGGUCCAGAGCAGUCGAAAAAAUCGGACUCCUCGAAAUCGAAGUCGCCAAUCACCUCUUCUCCAUCAAAAGACUCCUUCGAGAACAUCAGUGCCACUGAGGCCGAUGGAGACGAUGACGACGACGAUGAUGAAGAUAGUGAUAGCGAUGCUAUGAUCAAGUCCGACUACAGCCAUUUCAGCGCAAGUGCCUUGACCGAAGAAUGCAAGAUGGUUCUAUGCGUACGUACCGACCUUGGAAUGACUAAAGGGAAAAUCGCCGCUCAGUGCGGCCACGCUACUCUCGCCUGCUACAAGGCCGUUAGCCGACAUGCUCCUCUUCUCCUCAAGCGUUGGGAAUACCUUGGUCAGGCCAAGAUUGCUUUGAAAGUGGAUUCAGAAGAUGACCUGUUGACCCUGCAGGCACAGGCCAUGAGUCUAGGUUUGGUUGCAAAAGUGGUUAGGGAUGCAGGCAGGACACAGAUUGCAUCUGGUUCAGCUACUGUUCUGGGAAUUGGACCAGCUCCAAAGAGUGUGGUUAACCAAAUCACAGGGCAUCUUAAGUUACUGUGA
Orbilia oligospora ATCC 24927 is the source of this 702-nucleotide messenger RNA. RefSeq lists its product as uncharacterized. The transcript has 2 exons. NCBI's taxonomy places the organism in Eukaryota, Fungi, Ascomycota, Orbiliomycetes, Orbiliales, Orbiliaceae. The coding region runs from base 1 to 702 and encodes 233 amino acids. The record is from RefSeq and is a predicted model, not a curated record. Gene Ontology annotation, molecular function: peptidyl-tRNA hydrolase activity. Gene Ontology annotation, cellular component: cytosol; mitochondrion.